Molecule: messenger RNA, 2003 nt
Organism: Dalotia coriaria
Lineage: Eukaryota; Metazoa; Arthropoda; Insecta; Coleoptera; Staphylinidae
Product: sorting and assembly machinery component 50 homolog
Exons: 7
Coding region: 366-1751 (461 amino acids)
Biological process (GO): protein insertion into mitochondrial outer membrane; mitochondrial respiratory chain complex assembly
Cellular component (GO): outer membrane
Source: RefSeq, a predicted model, not a curated record
UCUGAAGAUUUUGACAGCGAAAUUUACAAAUUGUCAUCGCGUACAACAUUUAAACAUAUCUUGCCUAAUUUCCAGAAUGGUGUAUAAUCAUUUCGCGGCAGAACAUUAACAUUUUGGAUCAUUUGAACAAAAAUUCAUUGUGUACGAAUCAAAUCACGUACACACACCACGCCAUCUCUACGUUUUGCUCCGAGGCAAGCACCAUUCGAUCUCUCCCUGACGUCUCGUGCGUCGGCACGAAAUCAUCGCCCAAAUUAAAUUCGCUUUUAUUCAUAUGAACACUCCAGAUAUCACUAUCAAUUAAAUUCGCAACGUGUAAAUUAAACAUCAGUACUUAAACACUUAUCACCGCGUGCGAAGGUGAAAUGGGCACCGUGCAUGCAAAAGAAGGACAGGCUGCAAGUCACCUGCCCAAGGCAGAUAUCAACUAUGAGGAGUGUCAGGAGACCAAACAACUACCAUUAACUGUACCAGCAAGAGUUGAUAGGAUUCAUGUGGAAGGCCUGGGGCGCACAAAAAACGACAUUGUCGAGUCGGUCGUUAAGGAUAUCUUCACAGCAGAGACGUUUGAAGAUGUGCUCUUCAAGACACACAAAGCCAGGAUGAAGCUGGAUCAGCUGAAUCUGUUUAGGAACAUUGCAGUGCACAUUGACAUCAGCAGAGGGCGCAAGGCGACGCCGGAUGGUCUGGAGGUUACGUUUCAGGUGAAAGAGUUGCGCCGGCUUGUAGGUGGCGUUACCACCGAGAUCGGCAACAACAACGAAGGCUCAUUGGUGGUUGGCUUGAAGGCGCCCAAUAUGGCGGGGCGCGGUGAACGCGUCCAAGCAGAUUACAGUUACGGAUCAAAAUGCACCAACAAUUUCAACGUGGCGUUCAUUAAGCCGUUGAUAGGCGGAAGGAAUCCUGUAUUAUCGGCAUCUGUCUAUCAGCGGCACAGCGAAUGGCCGACAUCUGGGUUUAAACUGCGCGAGCGUGGACUGGUGCUUGAUUUCGGCAUUAAUUCAUUUCCACUUGUUAAACACAACUUUCAAUACGACGCAAGUAUACGCGACUUGGGCGUAUUUAGUCGUAACUCAUCGUUUGACAUUCGUGAAGAGUCGGGUGCUACGUUAAAAUCGGCAUUACGUCACAUCUUGUCAUCGGAUCUACGCGACGAAGCCAUUUUCCCAACAUGCGGUUCACUCUUUCAAUUCACCACGGAAUUAGCCGGUUUGGGUGGUAAUGUUGGUUUUGUAAAGAAUGAACUGUAUCUACAAAGCAACUAUUCGAUAAUCGAUGAUUUUGUAUUGCAAACCACAAUGGCCGCCGGUCUGAUGAAAUCAAUCAGCGACGAUAAACAAAUCAGCGUGUGCGAUAUGUUCCACCUCGGUGGGCCGUUAUCCUUGCGCGGGUUCAAAUCACGCGGCAUUGGGCCGAAAUCCGGCGAAGAUGCGCUCGGCUCGCUGUGUUACUUCUCCGGCGGGCUGCAUUUGUACACACCGCUGCCAUUCAGGCCCGGCAGAGGGGGUUUCGGCGAGUUAUUUCGCACACAUUUAUUCGUUAACUAUGGAAAUGUCGCUGACCCAAACAAAGAUGAACCAAUUGUGGAUCAAUUACGAAACAAUAUGCGUGUGUCUUCCGGUGUGGGUGUUGCCGUCCGGCUUGGACAGAUGGCGCGCGUCGAAGUCAACUAUUGUUUCCCGCUGCGGUCGGAGCAGGACGAUCGCGUCAAUCCCGGCGUCCAAUUUGGCAUCGGCGUGCAGUUCAUAUGAUAAACAGCUCACCCAGCCCCACACAUAUACACUCGCUGUGUGGGCGUGUAGCUGUAGCCUAGUCACAAAUCAGAUUGCUCGCUCCGAGUGCUAGUUUAUUACAAUUCAAAAAACACUCUACUGCCUCGUAUUUGAUUCGAUAUUGCAGCGUCAAUAUUGAUUGCGGUUGGGUCUCUUGAUGCAUUUAGCGUAACAUCCCGUACGAAUGUAAUGUUGUUGUGUUUGACCUUGAGAAAUGAAUUAUUCUGUGAA